Pieris brassicae (large cabbage white) is the source of this 2287-nucleotide messenger RNA. RefSeq lists its product as uncharacterized. The coding region runs from base 259 to 1524 and encodes 421 amino acids. The record is from RefSeq and is a predicted model, not a curated record. Lineage: Eukaryota; Metazoa; Arthropoda; Insecta; Lepidoptera; Pieridae. The transcript is spliced from 5 exons.
CGUUGUAAAAUGACAAUUGAUAAAUAGUAAUGUCCAAAGUUGUUUGAAUUUGAAAGUUGAAACUCAAAAAGUGUUUUAAAAUUAAACAGAAAACGUGUAUUUCCUUAUUCUAAAAAGGAUCGAAAGUGAUAAUUUAUCCUGUCCGACGUAGAUCUAUGAAAGACGAUUAAAAAAUUAAGCAAUUUGUUUAUAAAAUGUAAACAUUAAUCGCCUACCAGUAAAAAACAUUUACUUGUACAACAUUUGAAUUUUUAGGACAUGCUUUUAUCGUCUCGCAGCAAUAUGUAUCAUGCUUUAGUAAUAUGCAUUUUUAUUAAAUGUAUUACUUGUGAUCCUCAAGUUGGACCAGAUCCAUGGGAUGACGUUAAUGUAAAUAAGAAUAUUUUAGAGGAUGACGACUUACCACUAGAUUUAAAAAUACCUAAACAAAUAGCAAAAAUUAAACCUGAACCGAACCAAUGCAUGAGUGAUUGGUUUUAUAAGCGAUUACUUGCAAUAAUUUUAAAAGGUGGACAGAGGAAGGAAAAUGAAGAUGAUACAAUAGAUGUAUCUCUACAAAUGAAAUUCACUCUAGAGCAAUUUAAUAGCCUUGAUGAAUACAUUUUAUCUAACAAUGCUCUUUCUGAAAAUAUGUUAAGGAGAUCCAUAGGACAUAUAGAAGAAUCCAUUUAUAAACCAACAAUUACUGAAAGAAUAGCCAUGGCUUGGAGUGAAUAUGUCUAUACAUAUAUUACAGAAUAUAAGGACUACAUAACAUGGAGCCUUAUAGUAGCUGCAAUGGUUACUGCGACAUGUUGGUUAUGGCAUUAUGUGUCAUACAAGCACAUGUUAAUAUUUUUGGGAGUAGCACUAUAUUUAUAUGAAGUCUUUAUUUCAUAUAAAGAAGCUGAAAAGGAAGAAGUUAACCGAUUUAUAUCAGGCCUUAACUCAUGCAAGUGGCAAUUUUGGACAUCAGAAUGUGUUGUGUCUCCACCAGACCCAAUAGUUAUGUUAAAACAUAUGAACCCUUUGAAGAUAGCUGCAAGGAUGUUCACAACUAUUAUAUCAGAGCCUAUGAUCACAAUCAGUGCUACCGUUAAUACUAUAGUCUUAAGUAUUACAGAUGAUCUAAUGUAUCCAUUGAACAAGAUUGCACAAGUAGUUUUAGUAUUAAUAUUCAAUGCUAUGCUCAUAAUGUUGCUCGUUAGUAUUGUAUUCAACUUCAUACUAAAUAUUCCGUUUCAAUUAAAUUUAUUCUACAUACUAAGUAUUGCCUUAAAACAGCGAAAUGUACCUCCAAGGCAAACGGAACAGAUUCAAGGGGAUCGAAUCACAAAUAAAACCCUAAAUAGAUUUUUAGAUUUGUGCUCCAAAGCAUUGACUGUUAGUCAAAAUAAUCAAAAUUUGGCCAUUACUAAUCCUAGUCAAAGUCAAGUCGGUCAGGGUAUGAAAAGAUCGGCCAGCACUGGAAGGCUUCCUAGCAUUAAGUCUAGUUUAAAUCAGGAUUUGAUCAAAAGAAAGCAUGGUGGGAGUGGGGAUGCAUAAUAAAAUUAACAUUGUUUACAAAAGCCAAUAUUCAAACAUUUUUAGUCUAAGCCUGAGUAUUAUCAAGAAAAAAAUUGAAAUUUAACUCGAAGAUUGUUUACGUGAUAUUUUGAGUUUUCCGUAUAUUUUAGAAUAAUCUAUAACGUUGACUAGACUUGCUAUAAACACGAUCCAAAUAAAUAAACUAAAUAACAUAAAUACAAUGUAUAAAAUGGUGGAUGUGGUAAGAAUGAGAAAGGCGAUAAAUUAUUUUCGAACGGACUUCAAACAUGAGGUUAAUUGACCGGUAUGUAUGUGAUAUUAAUGAAUUGCAUAUUUGAGAUAGAUGACUUCUAAGCUCUAAGUUGUAUCGAUAUUAUUUAUUUUUAAGUAUAUUCUAAUUUAAAAACUUCAUCAAAAUCUGUUCAGUAGUUACUCAUGUUUUAGACGCCGUAAUGCCGUUAUAUGCACGUAAAUAAUGACCUAUAUUUAAAGUCUAUAUAUUUUUUUAAAUACGUUAAAUCUAGUCACCAGUUUAUAAAAGUAUUGCUUAAUUAGUACAUACUCGGGCAAGAAACUAAUCUAUGAAUUUAAUUAUGUAUUAUAUGUUCAGUAAAUGUGGAAAGGAACGCACACUGCUGCUGAAUGUGUCGCCAUAAAAAUCAUAUAAGCAAUUAACUAGAAUUUUUGUUACGUUUUUAAGUAUUUGUCACUAUGUAUAUUUAUGUAACUGUGAUAAAAAUUGUGAAUCUAAUGCAUAAUGAUAUUUUAAUAAAAAGCCUGA